AGUCAACCUUGCGCAUUGAGUAAGAUAGGUCAUACCAGUAAAUUAUAUUAUACAUUGGAUACGUUUAGUAACGAGGAGUCUCUUAUUUAAAAUGGUAGCCCAUUAUAAGCCAGUCUUUGUCAGAUUCAAUCGGGGAAGUAGGUACUAACCAGCGCUGACCAGAAACGUGCCGCAUCGAAGGUAGCCUAUCUGUGAGUAAGUUAACAUGUUUACAUUGAAGUAGCCAUAAGUUAUACGUUAACUGGUAGGCUAUUUGCGCACCGUGGGUAAUAACUUGGAGGGCAUCGCCAUAGGCUGCAUAGGAAGGUGAAUGCCCGAAAGCAGCACAGACAAAGUGUAACAUCUUCUAAGGUAGGCUAAGCCUUGAGAUACACAUUAAUGGACAAUGUUUAAAACACCUGCUUGCGCGAAAUGAAUUGAGCAACGCACGGAAACGACAUAUGAAAAAGGAUAACUUUCAUGCGCGCAGGAUUUGCCAUAACCAUGUCUGAGGGGGACACGCGGCCUCUGAUUACAUCCACACCGGACACAGAGGGCAUGAUGACUGAGCCCCUUCCCGACGCCCCCGUUGUGGGGAUCCUGGGCACGGGGGAUUUCUCUCGUUCCUUGGCGCUGAGGUUGGUGGCCUCUGGCUACCGGGUGGUCGUCGGCAGCCGCACUCCCAAGCGAUCGGCAGGGCUUUUUCCCGAGGAGGCAGACGUGACGACCCAACAGGCAGCUGCUUCACAGGCCGAGCUGGUGUUCGUCGGUUUGUUUGUGGAACACUAUUCGACGAUAAGCGGACUCAAAGAGGUUCUCGCGAGCAAAGUUCUAGUGGAUGUCAGUAACGGGACGCAUAUAAACCACGAUGGACCCUCCAACGCGGAGCAGCUCGCCGCGCUUUUCCCCGACAGUGUGGUGGUCAAGGGCUUCAACACCAUAUCUGCCUGGUCGUUGCAGACAGGACCAAGAGACGGCAGUAGACAGAUUCUGCUGUGCAGUGACAGUGUGUCGGCCAAGAAGGCAGUGGCCCAGCUGACCCGAAACAUAGGCUUUAUCCCCGUGGACGUGGGCCGCCUCAGCUCCGCACGCGACGUGGAGAACGCUCCGCUGCGCCUCUUCCCCACCUGGACCAUGCCCGUGCUGCUCUCCCUCGGCCUCUUCCUCUUCUUCUACCUCUUCAACUUCCUGCGCGACGUUCUCCACCCGUACCUCACGUCCGGCAGGAACGUAUUCUACAAGCUGCCCAUCGACACGGUCAACGUCACGCUGCCGUCGGUCGCCAUGGUGAUGCUGGCCCUGGUGUAUCUCCCGGGGCAGCUGGCGGCGUUCCUGCAGCUGCGUCGAGGCACCAAGUACAGCCGCUUCCCGUCCUGGCUGGACCGCUGGCUGGUGGCGCGUAAGCAGCUGGGCCUGCUGGCCUUCCUCUUCGCCGCACUGCACGCCGUCUACAGCCUCUGCCUGCCCAUGAGGAGAUCGGCACGCUACAUGAUGCUAAACGCAGCCUACAGAGUGGUGAAGGAGGGCCAGGCUAACGUGUGGGACGAGGAGGCGGUGUGGCGGUCGGAGCUGUACCUGUCGGUGGGCAUCAUGGCACUCGGGCUGCUCUCUCUGCUGGCACUCACCUCGCUGCCCUCCGUUGGCAACGCACUCAACUGGAGAGAGUUCACCUUUAUACAGUCUCGUCUGGGCUACGCUGCUCUCUUCAUGUCCACCCUCCACACCCUGCUGUUCGGCUGGGACCGGGCCUUCCAGCUCUCCUCCUACCUCUUCUACCUGCCGCCCACCUUCGUGCUGGUGCUGCUGCUGCCCUGUGCCGUGCUGCUGGGCCGGCUGCUGCUGGCGCUGCCCUGCGUCUCGCAGCGUCUGGCCCGCAUCCGGCGCGGGUGGGAGAAGAGUCGCGGCAUACGGUUCCAGCUGCCGGAGAAUAAUGUGGAGAAGAGAGGACGGGAGGAUAUCAGCGAUGUCUGAGGAGGAUAUCAGCA
Messenger RNA from Engraulis encrasicolus (European anchovy), 1964 nucleotides. It is a transcript of the gene steap3, whose product is annotated as STEAP family member 3, metalloreductase. NCBI's taxonomy places the organism in Eukaryota, Metazoa, Chordata, Actinopteri, Clupeiformes, Engraulidae. Bases 460 to 1950 code for a protein of 496 amino acids. The transcript is spliced from 5 exons. Gene Ontology annotation, molecular function: ferric-chelate reductase (NADPH) activity; cupric reductase (NADH) activity. Gene Ontology annotation, biological process: copper ion import. Gene Ontology annotation, cellular component: plasma membrane; endosome. The record is from RefSeq and is a predicted model, not a curated record.